Molecule: messenger RNA, 940 nt
Organism: Megachile rotundata (alfalfa leafcutting bee)
Lineage: Eukaryota; Metazoa; Arthropoda; Insecta; Hymenoptera; Megachilidae
Gene: strat
Product: RAB interacting factor STRAT
Biological process (GO): post-Golgi vesicle-mediated transport; small GTPase-mediated signal transduction
Cellular component (GO): cytosol; membrane
Molecular function (GO): zinc ion binding; guanyl-nucleotide exchange factor activity
Source: RefSeq, a predicted model, not a curated record
UGAUUAUAUUGAUAAUUUAGAAACAUGUCAACAAAUAAUGAUAUUAAUUCUUUGAAGGAUGAAAACGAAAAGAAUAAACUCAAAGUGCAUUGUACGUUUUGUCCGUCAGAGAUGCUCAAUAUUGGUGCGGCUCGACUAGUAAAUAUUCAGUUUAAUUUACCCUAUGUACACUGUAAGGGAGAGGACGAAGGUGAUCAACAAGAAUCGAUAACAGAUUAUUGGCUGGUGGACGACAUAUACACGUUUGAAAAUAUUGGUGUAUCUCAUACGGUGGACAAUGUAAAAUACCUGGCAUGCGCGGACUGCGAAAGAGGUCCUGUCGGAUGGCACGAUCUCUCAACAAAGAAGUCUUAUAUCGCGUUAAGUAGAGUUAAACACGAAUGAUUUAUAAAUAAAGUUAUUUUUUAAUUUUAUGGAAAUCAUGACUCGAUUCAUUUAAUCUAAGUUGUUAGAUUAAACAGAAGCAGACAGAAGCAGAGAAUCUGAAGAAGCUUGGAGGAAGAACGCACGUUGCUGUUUAAGUUGAUAAUUUAAUAUUUAAUCACGUACGUUACAAACACAGCCGAUAAAUCAGAUAAUCAAUCGUCGUUACGAUAUAAUAAUUAAUAAAUUACGCUUACGAUUAGAAAUGGUUUAUCAAUGUACUUAAUACGUAUACAUUCCUGUGAAUCAAUUUUAUCAUAAUGUAUUUGAUGUUUUUAUCGCGACUAUUUGGUCGCAAAAAUGUUUAUGCGCUGUGCAUAUCGGCAUAAUUAUUUUAUGUGACGUGUUGAACGCGUGAAUAAUAUCUAAGUGUACAUACUUAUAGGUGUAUUUGUACAUGGAUAUAAAUCAAUGCCUUUCUUUUAAAAAAAUGAUAUCGAUAUUUGAAUUUCGCAUCUUCGAUGUAUUUGAGAAAAUGUAAAUAAGAAACAAUGUCAUUAAAGUCUCGUCGAAUUAA